Messenger RNA from Syngnathus typhle (broad-nosed pipefish), 2368 nucleotides. It is a transcript of the gene fermt3b, whose product is annotated as FERM domain containing kindlin 3b. Gene Ontology annotation, cellular component: cell-substrate junction. NCBI's taxonomy places the organism in Eukaryota, Metazoa, Chordata, Actinopteri, Syngnathiformes, Syngnathidae. The coding region runs from base 170 to 2107 and encodes 645 amino acids. Gene Ontology annotation, biological process: regulation of cell-cell adhesion mediated by integrin; platelet aggregation; integrin activation. The record is from RefSeq and is a predicted model, not a curated record. The transcript has 15 exons. Gene Ontology annotation, molecular function: integrin binding.
GGAACAUGCAACACUAAACACAGUUACAGAAAUACAGCCCACCCAGCCAGAGGGAGGAGAAACACUUCAGCACACUUUCAUGACAGUUUUGGACUUUUUCGCAGAUCUGACAGAGGAGCAGUCUUCCCGACCCCCAUUUCAUAAAAGAUUGAACGAAGGAGACUGAAGCAUGGCGGUGUGGGACCUGUCCAUCACAGUGGAGGAUCUGGGGCCUGACGCUCCACCUGUCAGCCUCAGUGUGACCUCUGAGCUCCACGUGGGUGGCGUUGUCCUCAAGCUUGUGGAGAAGACGCAGAUUCAGCGUGACUGGUCGGACCAUGCGCUGUGGUGGGAACAGAAGCAGCAAUGGCUGCUGCGGACAUCCUGGACUCUGGAGAAAUAUGGCAUUCACGCCGAUGCCCGUUUGCUCUUCAUGCCGCAGCAUAAGCCCUUAAGGCUGGGCCUGCCCAACGGCAUCACCCUGAGGCUCUGCGUCUGCUUCUCCAAUCCUGUCUUCCAGACUCUGAUGGGCAUCUGCACACUGCUCAAUAUCCGUCACCCAGAGGAGCUCUCACUCCUUCGGCCAGUAGAGGAGAAGAAGAAGAAGAAGGACAAAAAUUCGGCAGAGGAGAUUUUUGACCUGACUGUGGUGCCUCUCUCCUCAGCAUCCCCGCCUAGUUUGUACAACGGCAUGCCGGCUCAUUUUGUCGGCUCGCCUCAGUUGGAGGCCAUCUACAAGAUGUUGUCAGUCCCUCAGCCUCCUCCUGCCCCUGAAGUCAUAACCAAGCAGUACCGCGCAGCCAGCGUGGUGGACAAGGCCCACAUCAACGGCAGGUGGUUGGAUUCGUCCCGUUGUCUGAUGCAGCAGGGCGUCCAAGAAAAUGACCGACUGUGGCUUCGUUUCAAAUAUUUUGCCUUCUAUGAUAUAGAACCCAAGUAUGAUAUGGUUCGUCUGACGCAACUGUAUGAACAAGCUCGCUGGGCCAUACUGUUGGAGGAUAUUGACUGCACUGAGGAGGAGAUGAUGCUGUUUGGAGCUUUACAGUAUCACGUCAGCAAGGUGUCGCUGUCAGAGCCGCAGACAAUGAACUCGACCGCAGCCAUGGAUGACCUUGAGUCGGCACUUCAAUCCCUGGAGGCCAAAAUGGACAGCGAGAGCAGCUCUGCCUCUGACAUGCUGGAUAACAUGACAGCACCAGAACUCAACGAGUACCUGAAGAUUUUCAGGCCAAAGAAAUUGACUCUGAAGGGAUACAAGCAGCACUGGUUCAAGUUCCAGGACACCUCAAUUUCCUAUUUCAAGAGCAAAGAGGAAAGCAUUGGAGAGCCUAUUCAACAGAUUAACCUUAAAGGCUGUGAAGUGGUGCCAGAUGUCAACAUGGCAGGUCAAAAGUUCCUCAUCAAGCUGCUGAUACCAGCUCCCGAAGGCAUGAAUGAAGUCUAUCUCCGCUGUGAAAACGAGGAUCAAUAUGCACGGUGGAUGGCUGCAUGUCGCCUGGCCUCCAAAGGCAAGAGCUUGGCAGACAGCAGCUACCAUAGCGAAAUACGCAGCAUCCGGUCCUUCUUGGCAAUGCAAAACACGAGCUCAAGUUCUCAUGGCAACGCAGCUGCUACACACGAAAGCAUAAACACGCUCAGUUUGGUCUCACCCCGAUAUCAUAAAAAGUACAAAACCAAACAGCUGACCCCUCGUAUCCUGGAUGCCUACCAGAAUGUGGCUCAGCUCUCAAUGGUGGAUGCAGUCUCGCGCUUCCUGCAGAUCUGGCAGGCGCUGCCCGACUUUGGCCUCUCAUAUGUCGUAGUCAGGUUCAAAGGAAGCCGUAAAGACGAGGUACUGGGCAUCGCUCCCAACCGUCUGAUCCGCAUCGAUUUGGGUGUGGGCGACGUGGUGAAGACCUGGCGUUACAACAAUAUGAAACAGUGGAACGUCAACUGGGACAUUCGACAGGUGGCCAUAGAGUUUGAGGGUAACAUCAACAUUGCCUUCAGCUGCGUGACGGCCGACUGCAAGAUCGUUCACGAGUUCAUCGGGGGCUACAUCUUCAUGUCGACGCGCAGCCGUGAUAAGAGUGACAAGCUCAACGAGGAACUCUUCCACAAGCUAACUGGUGGACACGAGGCGCUCUAGAACUCAAAUACACCAAAUGAUCUUGAUCUCUGAAUUGUAGGCAUUCAAAAUAUCAUGACUACAAUAGGUAUUUUCUUUCUAGUGUUACAAAUGUCAAAGGAUCAAAAGCAACCAAGUUACAUACAUUACACACACUUUGUACUUACUUUGUGUUACUAGGUCAAUAGUUAAUGAAUUCCGUGCGAGAACACAAACAGAUGCCAACAGCAAAUGCGUAGCACUUACACUUUAAUAAAAUAAAUUGAGCAUGUUUCAUCUUCA